Molecule: messenger RNA, 1236 nt
Organism: Eimeria maxima
Lineage: Eukaryota; Apicomplexa; Conoidasida; Eucoccidiorida; Eimeriidae
Exons: 6
Coding region: 1-1236 (411 amino acids)
Biological process (GO): DNA damage response; regulation of protein ADP-ribosylation
Cellular component (GO): nucleus
Molecular function (GO): histone binding; poly-ADP-D-ribose binding
Source: RefSeq, a predicted model, not a curated record
AUGGCCAACAAUACACGCCGCAGCAAGCGCCUUCGAUCACAGGAGGAUCCCGCAGCAGCAACAGCAGCAGCAACAGCAGCAGCAACAGCAGCAGCAACACCAGCAGCAACACCAGCAACAGAAGAAGGAACAGCUACAGCAGCAGCAGGGGCAACAGCUACUACAACAGCAACAGCAGCCACAGCGACAGCAGCAGCAACAGCAGCAGCCGCAGCAGCAGCAGCAGAACCCUCUCGGCCCAGGAAGAAGGCAAAGCCAACCGAGCCUGCGCAACAGCCACAGCAGCAGGAGCAGGAGCAGCAGCAGCAGCAGCCAGAGGAGCAUGAAGAGAGCCAGCAGCAGCAGCAGCAGCAUCUAGCCGAGCUGCUGCAGCGCCCCUUUGAUUUAUUAGCUAAUCCUUCUUCUUCUCUUCCUCCUUCGCAUAGUCGCGGUUUUUAUACUCUCCCUGAGUGUAUCCCUGUGCUGCGCUGCAGCAGCAGCAGCAGCAGCAACAGCAGCAGCAGCAGCAGCAGCAGCAGCAGCAGCAGCAAGGAAUAUAUGCUUCCUUUAUACAGUUUAUUUCGUGAUAGAGAGCAGCAGCAACCAGAGGUGGUUGUUUAUAAUAACCCCACCGCUGCAGCAGCUGCUGCUGCUGCAGCUGCUUAUACACCCCAUGCUGCAUUUGCUGCACCUAAUAAACCCUCAGCAAAGAAAACAUCUAAAGCAGCAGCAGCAGCAACAGCAGCAACAGCAGCAGCAGCAGCAGCAGAUUUGCCGCUUCUUUUUGCUGCUGUUAUUCGCCAUGCUGUAGAGGCAGCAAAACCUUACAAUAAAGAAAAAGAAGAGCUGUGUAAGAAACUUCUUGAUUACCUCGAGCGCAACAACAGCAGCAGCAGCACCAGCAGCAACAGCAACAGCAACAACAGCAGCAGCAGCAGCAGCAGCAAAAGAUUAAAGGAGCUGUCCGAUGAAAUCGCCAAGCAAGCAUCCGCGUGGGCAGCAAACCGCAAGAAAAUCUGCGUGGCAACCGACCUCACGGGUCUUGGGGUUUGUGUUGCUUACAACAAGAAGACAGAAGUUGGUUGGAGGAAUUUAGCGUAUACACCCCAAACCCUAAAAAAAUUAAUUAAGGAUAUAAAAGAAGAAAAGGCAAAAAAGAGCGAUUUAGAGGAACUCCUUACUCUGGCAUCAAUUGCUGUAGAUGAAGGAGACAGCGGAGCAGCGCUGCAAUUAGGAAGAAAUUUAUGGUACUACUAA